Molecule: messenger RNA, 474 nt
Organism: Ectocarpus sp. CCAP 1310/34
Lineage: Eukaryota; Phaeophyceae; Ectocarpales; Ectocarpaceae
Source: the annotation of a GenBank genome assembly
AUGCGCGCCUUCCUACAACGGCUGCGCAAGCACAAGCUCAAGCUUUCACAGCCUAAGGCCACCAUUGGCACGACACACUCUGCAUUAUUGGGACACACCAUUACUCCCGACGGUAUCAGGCCCAACGCCAACAAAGUAGCCGCGCUGGCGGCUAUGCCAAUGCCAACCGCCCUCAAGAGACUUCGCUCUCUUCUCGGUGGUCUGAGCUACUACCGCAGCUUCGUCAAAAACUUGUCUAGACGAGUACGCCCCGUCACGACAAUUCUCAAGAAAAAAUCGUCCUUCACCUUCACCUCCGACAUGGAAGCCAUCGUCCGAGAGAUCCUCAAAGAACUCUCCGAGCCGCCAAUUCUCGUCUUCCCCGACUGGAAAGCCAUCGAAGACGGCACCAGACCUCUCCGCCUCCACUGCGACGCCAGCCUCGAUGGUCUGGGCGCGACACUAGAACAAGAACAGGCGGAUGGCUCUGUUUGA